This is a messenger RNA of Fusarium sp. VM40, 1284 nucleotides long. NCBI's taxonomy places the organism in Eukaryota, Fungi, Ascomycota, Sordariomycetes, Hypocreales, Nectriaceae. The record is from the annotation of a GenBank genome assembly.
AUGGCAAACAACAUCCUUGAUCGUCUGUCUGCACUGGAUACCAACACAGUAUCUGAUGCUCUAGACUUCCUCAAUCUUCCAGGGGCGACAUACGGGCUUCGACCACUUUGGAACUGCCCCAAGGUUGCUGGUCGCGCCAGUACUAUCCAGCUGGGCCCUAAAGUGGAUGGUUCCCCACCUACUGUACACCUCAUCACUCCUGUAAUAGACUCGGUCACGACAGAUGACAGGGUUCUUGUCAUAGCUGGUGGUGUUGAAGGCAUCUCAUCUUGGGGGGAUAUCAUUGCCAACGCCUCUAAGAUCAAGGGCAUUCGCGGAUCGAUCAUUGACGGUAUGAGCCGCGACAUUGACGGGAGUCAGGAGAUUGGGUAUCCAGUCUUUGGUCGUGGUGUCACAAUGAUUAGUGCACGAAACAGGCUGGUGCAGAUUGAAUCUGGGAAUCAAGUUGAGAUGCGGGGUGUCAAGGUCGACCAGGAUGAUUAUGUUAUUGCUGAUAACUGCGGGACUGUCUUUGUCCAAGCCGGUAGUAUUGACAAGGUACUGGAACUUGCCGAACGUAUCGAACGCCGUCAGCAGGGCAUGGUUCAAGAAGUUCGGACUGGUCGGUCAGUGGCAGAAGUCAUGCAUGACAAACAGUUCGAGGCUAUCGCAACUACUUCUGCAUCGGAUCGAUCAGAGAAUUACCAAUCUCCCAACAAGAAUCCAAAACAGGCUUCUCCAGAAGAUCAAGAAUUGGUUGCCCUAUUUGCUGAGUCCGACACUCCCGGGGUUUCAGAUGCCCUCGACAAACUUGGCAUUCCAGGACAAGCAUUCAAUAUUAUGCCCUUGACCAACUACAAGAAGACUACGGUUGGGCCGGCUUUCACAGUACGCUACGUGCCUGCCAGUAACCCGCCUGGUAGUGUGGGUGACUUCAUUGACGAUGUGGCUGCUGGUGAUUUCGUGGUGAUCAGCAAUGAUGGUCGCACAGAUUGCACUGUCUGGGGAGAUAUCAUGACGCAGUACGCCGGUCUCCGAGGUCUUGCAGGAACUGUUAUAGACGGUGUUUGUCGCGAUGUUGAUCGUGCCAUCAGCGAUAACUACCCGAUCUUCACUGCUGGACGGUGGAUGCGCACGGGCAAGGAUCGUGUUCAAGUGGCAGGUGUCAACGAAGCAAUCAACAUUGGUAAUGUACGCGUCAGUGCACGCGAUAUCGUUGUCGCGGAUGCCAACGGCGUUGUUAUCGUGCCGCGGGAGCGAGCUCGUGAGGUAGCUGCUCUUGCAAAAAAGCAUCGAGAAAAGUGA